AUGGCGUGGAAGGAGAUUCGGCCGGGUCACUGGGAGCGCCCCUUGGGAGAAAGUGAAGGCAUGAUUAAGAUGAUCGGAGACGGAGGCAAGAAGAUUGGGAAAGAUAUCUGGUGUAUUUCGAUCACAGCACGCUUUACUGCCCAUUUGGACAACGCCGAAGGAGACGGAUCGCUGACUACAGCGCUUCGCCGGGGAUGGAAACUCCUGCGUUUCCAUCAUCCGUCGAUUGCCACCACGGUGCGCGAGGACACUGCUCGAUAUGACGUACCGGACUGUCUGGCUUUGGAGAGAUGGGUAUCGGAAACGUUCAUUGUGGUCCACGGCGAGGUCCAUCCUGACGAUCUUAUUGCCCAGCUACCUCCACGCCCGCUGGCGACUGUCCACUACCUUGAGCAUGAUUCCAGCCUUGUGCUGCAACUUUCCCACUGGCGCACCGACGGCAUUGGUGCGUUGCAUUUAUUGAACGCCUACUUUGAGGCUGUUGUCGACGCAUUGCAGCAGGAAAGGCCGGAUACGCUGCCCUGGGGCGAAGAAGUCUCCCGCCUCGUGCCGAGCGUGGAGGAGGCGCUGGGAUUGCCGUCGACGCCGACUCCCGAGGCGGAAUGCGCUGCGCAGAAGUAUCUUGAUACUCUUGCUCAUUACCGGGAUGCCCUAAGUACCCCAUACAGGUCAGGCGGGAAUAUUGCUCCUGGGGCAACCCGCAGCGUCCACCGUGCCUGCUCAGUUGCCGAGACCACGCAGCUGGAGGCUGAAUGUCGGCGCCAGGGACUCGUACUGGCAGCAGCUGUCCAUGCGGCCGUCACGACAACCGCCUACGACAUCGCAGACCCUGCCUUGCGGCGCUCUCACCAUAGCACCACCAUGCGGCAGAGCCUUCGUCCCAACUUGCCGGCGCCGUAUAACGGUCCGGGAGGAGCGGCCAGCCUGUAUACCGCUGGCUACGUGGUGAAAGUGCCCCCCUCGCAGUCGUGGUCGCAGUACGCCAAGCAAUAUGACGCCGAGUAUCGCCGAGGCGCCACGGCGGAGCUGCUCUCCUCCCGUCGACACUACUCCCGGGUCAUGAAGGCGCUGUUGCAAAAGGGACCAUCACCGAACCCUCCGCCCAGUGGUUUGGAUAUCUCUUACAUCCCCGAUGCUGCAGCUCUCGUCGCAUCGGUCCAUACGAACCCGCUAGGAAAGAUGGAAAUCAGUAGCAUUGGGAUCAGAGUGGAGGUCGUUUCCCGUCAUAUGUACGUUUUUGGAUGGGUGUUCAACGGGCGACUCGAGCUACAUUUGGUUUACAAUGAGUCAUUCUACCACCGAGACAUGGCGGAAAACACGGUAGCUCAUGUCCAGAAGAAUCUGUUCUCCAAUCUACGCUCGCACAGUUCAUGA
Molecule: messenger RNA, 1374 nt
Organism: Aspergillus clavatus NRRL 1
Lineage: Eukaryota; Fungi; Ascomycota; Eurotiomycetes; Eurotiales; Aspergillaceae
Exons: 1
Coding region: 1-1374 (457 amino acids)
Source: RefSeq, a predicted model, not a curated record